GGCCCAGCGAUUUCUCGAGCCGUACCUGCUCGUUAAAUGACAACGUGAACGACAAGCCGACGAUAUCAGUUUCUUUCUAUAGAGAUUCAUAUACAUAUAUUUAUAACGCCUCGCGAGACGCUCAAUCGCCAGUAUCGCCCGUUGCGUACGGCUGGUUGGCGAUCGUGGUGGCUGUAUCUGUUUUAUCGCCCGGGACAAAAGCACAUGGCCACAGUGAAAGAAUUUUUCGCCCGGACGAUGACCACGACAGACAGCGUUGCCGGGCUGAUCGACAUGGAAGUAUCCCACGUGCCGAUGGAAAACUGCCGCGGAAGCGUCAAGGAGGGCGCGAUUGAUUUCGUGGCCGGUUCACUCGGUGGUAUAGCGCUCGUUUAUGUGGGCCAACCAUUGGACACGGUGAAGGUAAAGAUGCAAACCUUCCCAUCCAUGUACAAAAAUAUGGUGAAUUGUUUUCUCCGUACGUUAAGAACAGACGGUAUUGCAAGAGGUUUAUACGCUGGAACAAUACCUGCGGUAGUCGCUAAUGUUGCCGAGAACUCGGUAUUAUUCGCGGCCUACGGCGGAUGUCAAAAGGCGAUCGCUCAUUUAUCAGGUGUGCAGAACGUGAAAGAGCUAAGUUCCAUCAGUAAUGCCUGGGCCGGCUUCUUCGCUGCAUUCUUUUCCUCAUUGACGCUGUGCCCGACGGAGUUAAUAAAAUGCAAGUUACAGGCUAUGAGAGAAGUCGAACAGACGCAAAUGGCAACUACUACGGGAAAAUGCACGAAACCUUGUAUAGGAUCAUGGAGUUUGACGAGGCAAGUUUUUCGGGAACAAGGUGUAAAAGGCCUAUUCACAGGCCUCUCCUCUACAAUAGCUCGCGAAAUGCCAGGCUAUUUCUUCUUUUUCGGCGGCUACGAAGCCACGAGAGAGUUAUUAGCUGCUAAGGGUCAGAAUAGGGAUGACAUUGGCUGGCAAAAGACGAUGGUGGCUGGCGCGGUUGGAGGUACGAUGCUCUGGCUAGCGAUAUUUCCAGCCGACGUUGUUAAGAGUAGAAUACAGGUACAGAACUUGAAAACACCCGCCUUGAUAGUUUUCAAGAAUAUCGCACGGCAAGAAGGUAUCGGCGCUUUGUAUAACGGAUUAACACCGACUUUAAUUAGAACGAUACCAGCAACUGCAACACUGUUUGUCACCGUCGAAUACACGAAAAAAAUUAUGUACAAUUAUUUCUAAAAUCGAUUUCAACAUUUCCGUUUUCUUACGUGACCUGAUAUUCCGACCGAAUAUUCUACACAAAUGUGCAUUUAUCGUGAACUAUGUAUUCUAAAAUUAUAUGUCAAGCGACUUCAGUGUCUAUAUCUGUAAAUA
Messenger RNA from Trachymyrmex septentrionalis, 1347 nucleotides. Its product is annotated as mitochondrial ornithine transporter 1. The coding region runs from base 205 to 1212 and encodes 335 amino acids. The transcript has 5 exons. The record is from RefSeq and is a predicted model, not a curated record. Lineage: Eukaryota; Metazoa; Arthropoda; Insecta; Hymenoptera; Formicidae. Gene Ontology annotation, biological process: mitochondrial L-ornithine transmembrane transport. Gene Ontology annotation, molecular function: L-ornithine transmembrane transporter activity.